CGAGCCCGUGCGUCGGCGCGUCACGGCAGGGUGCGUGUGAGGUAAUUGCGCGCGGGCGGGCGGGGUCCGACGGUUUGAACGAGACGAAGACGGAACCGGAGCCGGGCGCGCGGUCAGUGGACGCGGGUUCCCCGAGAGCCGAAGAUGGCAGUGAAUGUGUACUCGACGUCAGUCACCAGUGAUAACCUAAGUCGACAUGACAUGCUGGCUUGGAUCAAUGAAUCUCUGCAGCUGAAUCUGACAAAGAUAGAACAGUUGUGUUCAGGGGCUGCAUACUGUCAGUUCAUGGACAUGCUCUUCCCUGGCUCCAUUGCUUUGAAGAAAGUGAAAUUCCAGGCUAAGCUAGAACAUGAAUAUAUCCAGAACUUCAAAAUAUUGCAAGCAGGAUUCAAGAGGAUGGGUGUUGACAAAAUAAUUCCUGUGGAUAAAUUAGUAAAAGGAAAAUUUCAGGACAAUUUUGAGUUCGUUCAGUGGUUCAAGAAGUUUUUUGAUGCAAAUUAUGAUGGAAAAGAGUAUGACCCUGUAGCUGCCAGACAAGGUCAAGAAACUGCAGUGGCUCCUUCUCUUGUCGCUCCAGCUCUGAGUAAACCGAAGAAACCUCUCAGCUCCGGCAGUGCAGCUCCGCAGAGACCAAUUGCAACACAGAGAACUACUGCAGCUCCUAAGGCUGGCCCAGGGAUGGUGCGGAAGAACCCUGGUAUGGGCAACGGGGACGACGAAGCAGCUGAAUUGAUGCAGCAGGUCAAAGUAUUGAAACUUACUGUUGAAGACUUGGAGAAAGAGAGAGACUUCUACUUUGGAAAGCUAAGGAACAUUGAAUUGAUUUGCCAGGAGAACGAAGGGGAAAAUGACCCUGUACUGCAAAGGAUUGUAGAUAUUCUUUAUGCCACAGAUGAAGGCUUUGUGAUACCUGAUGAAGGGGGCCCACAGGAGGAACAAGAAGAGUAUUAAGCAGCCUGGACCAGCAGAGCAACAUUCGAAUUCUUCACUCCAAAUCAUGUGCUUAACUGUUAAAUACGCCCUUUUAUUAUUCUUAGAGGAUUCACUGGUUUCUUUUCAUAAGCAAAAAGUACCUCUUCUUCAAAGUGCACUUUGCAGAAGUCUCUUUCCGAUGAGUUUGAGUUAGGAGCUGUUGCCUUGUAGCAGAGCAGUAUUAACAUCUAGUUGGUUCACCAGGGGAACAGAGAGGCCAACCAUGGGGCUCUUCACGUGGAUGCUGGUCACACUGACUGAUGGAGAAGGGGGUUUUGUAAUACACUGAGGUGACAACCUCAGAGAAAUGUAAAGACUGAAUUGAAUUUUAAGCUAAUGUGAAAUUCUGGCAGAGAACGUUUUAAUAAAUGCCUUAAGAGUAUUUAAAAUAUGCUUCCAUAUUUCAAAAUAUAAAAUAUAACAUGA
Phodopus roborovskii (desert hamster) is the source of this 1398-nucleotide messenger RNA. RefSeq names its product microtubule associated protein RP/EB family member 1 (gene Mapre1). Gene Ontology annotation, biological process: protein localization to microtubule plus-end; spindle assembly; regulation of microtubule polymerization or depolymerization. The record is from RefSeq and is a predicted model, not a curated record. The transcript has 7 exons. Bases 145 to 951 code for a protein of 268 amino acids. Gene Ontology annotation, cellular component: microtubule organizing center; cytoplasmic microtubule; spindle midzone. Lineage: Eukaryota; Metazoa; Chordata; Mammalia; Rodentia; Cricetidae. Gene Ontology annotation, molecular function: microtubule plus-end binding.